Leptinotarsa decemlineata (Colorado potato beetle) is the source of this 4058-nucleotide messenger RNA. RefSeq lists its product as uncharacterized. The record is from RefSeq and is a predicted model, not a curated record. NCBI's taxonomy places the organism in Eukaryota, Metazoa, Arthropoda, Insecta, Coleoptera, Chrysomelidae.
UUGGUGAACUUUGAGGAAACGACCAUUCCAAAGGAGGCUUUGGAAAUAUAUAUCACCGGCGGCGAAGAGAUAAUUUUCGCGGCCAAAACGUUUAACGCCCUGCCAGGACUGACGUUGAUAGAAAUAAAACGAGCUGGCAAAAUUGUGAUGGAGAAAAAAUCUUUUUAUAACAUUAACUCUUCUAGUCUACUAAUUCAAAUAAGGAACUGUGAUGAAAUUGUAAUUAGGACUGGGGCAUUUGAAUAUGUACAGAUCAUUUUCGACAACGUAACCAUACCAGAAAUACCUCGAGAAGUGUUCCUGAAACCGCUUGCAAGCGUUUCGUUCCACAAUUCCGUCAUCGGAGACAUACACACGGACGCCUUCAAAGCUGCCGAAAUAUCCUCCAUAUCCAUCGUCGGUACGGUUUUGAAUCGAAUUCAUGAGGGAGCCUUUACGGGCAGAACCUUGAUAUGCGACUUCAAAAUCAGCAAAUGUAACAUAUCCAAGCUACAGACCAGGUCAAUUAUGGCUGCGGUCGGGAAUUUCACGUUGAGCCAUUCCAUAAUCACAGAUAUCGAGCCAAGAGCCAUAAUGACCACGGUCGCCAAAGUCGAAAUAAUAGGAAACCAAAUAUUCAACUUCAACACCCGCGGCGCCGUCUUCAACAACUGGAACAAAAUAAACAUAGACGACAACAUCAUCAAACGCCUUUACCCCAACUUCGUAGAAGCAUCUGCCGGACCGGAAAACGAAAAACUCUCCUUCAAAGGCAACGAAAUAUACAAUACCGACGAAGACGCCCUCUCUUUCCUAUCUCAACUCGACGACAAGUUUAUCAUCUUCGACGACAACUUUUUCAACCAGUCCUGCAACUGUUCCAUCGACGAAUGGGUGGAGAGCAUCACAAACAACUCGCAGAAAGUGAAACUGGUCAUGGACACCAGCUUCUGUCCUGUCGACGAAUUCUUAUCGAGGUGUUUCUCGCUGCCCGUGGGGAUCAUCAACAUACAAAACUUCACCGAGAAAACCUGCGUCAACUUCACCGUUUGCGAACCCUACGAAGGCAAGACAAGGGUCGUGGACACCACGAGCAAGAUAUUCCUGCCAGAGGACGAUUCGGCUAAGCAGAGCUGGCUGAUAUUCAUGAUAACGGUGGUGAGCCUGUUCAUUCUUGCCAUCCUCGUCACCUUCAUAAUCUUGCUGGUGCGCGGGGGCCGGUGGCUGAAAGAAAACGGCUACUUCCGUAACAUGCACUACGCCAACAACGAAUUAAGCAACGACGACGAAGGCACCAUCGUUACUCUGGACGACAACAAUGAGCGGCUGAAAAUCCCCGAAGAUCUGACCAUGGAGUUUCUACAGGUGCUGUCUGUGCGUUUGGACGAUCCCAACACGCACCAAGAAGCCGCCGAGAUGAUCGAGCGGCUCUACGACAUGUUCAUCGUAGACGAUGGCUACGAGAACAACAAUCGGCAAGAGGAGGAAGCGCAUCUCUACGAGGAACUCGGUAAUCUCAACUUGCAGAUCCCUCCACCACCGUACGAGGAGGAUAAGGAGGUCGCGAACGGUCCGAGAAGCAUCCUCAGGUUGAUAGAGGAGAAAGUGAAUCAGCAAGCCGACGAUGGGGAGUCAAGCAAAGCUAAGGUGUCCAUGAUGGGAGUGUAUUCCGAACCGUCGGAUGCCAAGCCUAUAUCUAAUUUGUACGAUUUUUUAAAGGACGGGGGUGAACGAACCGAAAGGCGAGACAGUAAAGACACUAUGAAAUCAAACGGGUCCACUGGUUCGAGGCCGUUGCCUAGUACGCCUAAAGAGGCGUUCGAUAUAGAGGCUGGACCGUCAACAAAGUUUUAGAGGGGUGAUUGAAUAAAUGAAAAUACUUAAGAUGAAAAGUGGGUUCACGUUAAAUUCAGCUAUCGGUGUAUAUCGUCCCAUACAUGUGAUGCAAAGCUGAGGCAUGCUUGCGAGAGUAAAAAUUACAGUUUGGAAAUACAUGGUUCAGAUUUAUUGGUCAAUUUCAGCAGUGUAAGUUUAGAAGUGAGUGGUGAGAUCAAUUUGCACAUGAGCAUAUUUUGGCGAAAUUGGUAACCCAAUAACAAUCUAGCCUCCUAAACCAAGAUCAGAAACUGAAAUGUUCACCUCGUCCUAAAAACGAACAAGUUUGCAUAACACGCAUUACACAAAAUCAAAAUCAGUGAAUGAACCUCAUGCGGUGCCAGAUAUAUCAGUUUUGUAAUACACACAAUCGAAUUUGCGCAUGUACAUUGGUUUUGCAAUGCGAGUUUUGCAUCAACGCAUAUGGUCCAACUAUUAUUUGCGUAUCAAAUAUUGUCACUAUUAAUAUUAUAACGAUUAGCUACCCCUAGACAACAAUUUGAAAUAUCACCUGCAAGUCAUUCGAAAAGCUUCACAACUUCACCUCUAAUAAUUAUCUAUGGCUCAGUUGGAGUAUAAUGAAUCUUCUUUUAAAAAAUCUUAUGUUUCUUUUCCAUCUCAUGGAGGUAAUGAUGGUGCAUUGGUUCAUAACAUGCAGUAUUCUGUCAUAAUCCUAAGAUCUGAAAUCCAUUUGAGAAAGCCAAAAGAUUCACAUUUUCAUACUCCAAAACCAGUUUUUAUUAAAUUAUGAGUCAGGAUUGUAAGGUAUCUAGCUGAAGAUUUCUAGGAUUCAAUGAAUAGAAAGACAAGAGUUUCACUCUCAGCCAAAAUACAAAUGGAACCCUUCUUCCCUAGAAAACGUCACCAAAACAAAAAUUUUUAGAUAUUCUCCAAAGAUGUAUUCAAUGAAAGCAUGUAACACGGUCCUUGUCAUUCAGACAAUAUUGACUUUUCCUCUACCUUACAUUUCUUAUACUUCUAAUAUUGUCUCACUGCUGUAUUCUGAAAGGUAUUAAUUUUGUUUCAUUCUCUAUGGGAGGUCGUCAAAGAACUACCUCAACCUGAAAAAUUCAUUCUUUCUUCAAUAGAAAAUUUAUUUGUAGAGUAGCUUUAAUUCAAACAUAAUAUUCGUUUGGCGUAGAAAAUGCAUUAAUGUACUUCACUGUAUAUUUUAGUGAAGGAACUGUGGGAUAUCUUUCCCUAGUCCUUUCUCUGUACAGACCUGCGUGGAUUUUUUAAAUCUGCAUUCUUUUAAUAUCGUUGUGAUUUCAUAAACAUCUCUUUGGUGCCUGUCCCCUAUCUUUCCUUUCUCAUAUCACAAACUACACUUAAUGAUUUGAUCUUCACAAACUUUAUUUUGAAAAAUAUCACGACACGUUUCACUAUCACAGUAGCUUUUUCGUAGUGAAUAACAUACUGAAAGAUUAUUCUUUACUCUAAUUCUUCUGAGGAUCAUCGUUCAAAGUGGACAACGACUGAUUAAUGAAAAGAUGGAAUUUUAUACUGAGAGAGAGAGAGGGAGGGGAGUUAUACUUUCAGCAGAUAACAGCUGAAGUCUUUUUUGUCAUGUGGUUUGAUAAUUUCAUUUUUGAAUCGAAGAUCGAAGAACAUUACGUGUUCUGUGGCAUACAUUACCUUUAAAGCCCAAAUCCAGCAUUGACAGUAAUGCUUACCGCAUAUUCAGCAAAAUAUUCAGUUGAUGUUUUGCCAACUGCAGAGAGCAUACAAUGUGCAAGUAAUAUUUUCAUUGUGAAAAAAUUUAACAAGUUUUGAUCUGUGCGAAUUAUUAGAUCAAUAGAUACGCCACAUAAUUGAAAAGAAGUAUCUUGCACUGGAAUAUUGCACGACAUCGUGCAACUCAUUGUUUCUUUAGAGAUUAAUAACAAACAGAAAGUGAAUGUAUGGUACGGUACAUUAUUCAAAUUGUUGCUCUAAAAAAACAAGAACAAAAAUUCCUAGUUCAAGUGAACUCACUUCAAGAAAAAUCAAAUCUCACUUCACUGUAUAGGCAACUUCAUUUUAUAUUUCCCCGAGCUAAAUAGUUAAUAAUUGCCAUUUUAAUCAAUAUCUGCAAGGUGUGUCUUGCCUUACUGUGAUAAUGUACAGUUUUAAUUACCUUGAACUUUUUAUAUUAGUUGUAUAUUUUGUAUUUUAAUCGAAAUGAAUAUUGUAAUUUUUUUCAUAGUAAAAUAGCUGUAUUACAA